UCCACCCAUGGAUUUUGGAUAUAAAGCAGCAAUCACAAAACCCAGUCAGACCCAAAGAACCAUGACAUACACUGAGGAUCACAUAGCUUAAAGCACAAAACCCCAAAAGCAUUCUCUCCCGAAACACUGAUCCCCAAAAACAACGAGAUGUUAGAGGUAGACCGAGUUGGAUAUUCUCCCUCACCGGAAGAAGCCGAGGCUUUUAGCUACAUGAACGACUCGUUAGGUGCAGGCAGUAGUUUAAAGAAGAACAGAAGCAAGAACAACAAGAAGAGGUUCAGUGAUGAGCAGAUUCGAUCGUUGGAGUCCAUUUUUGAGUCCGAGUCGAGGUUGGAGCCAAGGAAGAAGCUACAGCUGGCGAAAGAGCUGGGGUUGCAACCAAGGCAGGUUGCGAUAUGGUUUCAGAAUAAGAGAGCUCGAUGGAAGUCGAAGCAGCUUGAAAGAGACUACAGCAUACUCAGAGCCAACUACAAUAACUUGGCUUCCCGGUUUGAAGCCCUCAAGAAAGAAAAGCAGGCCUUGGUUACUCAGUUGCAGAAGCUGAAUGAUAAGAUGCAAAGGCCAAAAGAGGAAAGGAACAAUAGCAUUGAUGGCGAAUCGGACAAUGGAGAUGAUGCUACUAGGUCGGAAUCUGAGGGGAAGCCUAAUUACCAGAUGUCAUUGGAAAAAUCAGAACAUCGGCUUCGAGUUAUGUCAGAUGAUGAUAGCAGCAUAAAGGCAGAGUACUUUGGACUUGAGGAGGAACCGAACCUUGUGAACUUUGUGGAAUCUGCAGAUGGGUCCUUAACGUCUCCUGAAGAUUGGGGUAGAUUGAACUCCGAUGGUGGUCUCUUUGACCAAUCGACUAGUGAUUAUCAGUGGUGGGAUUUUUGGUCUUGAAAGAUGAAAAUGUGUAAAAAUAAGAAAAAUAUUCUUGCUGCCACUUGUGGACACUAUCGCUACAAGUGACUCCCCUCUGUCACCGGUGUAUACAACUAGGUGUCUGUCUCUCUAGCUGCGUGAGAAAGUUACAUAUAGUUGUAUACAAACAGUGACAGUGAACACCAUCAUGUCACGGAGAGGAUGAUUCUGCCAACAAGUACAAUGGGGAGGCAAAAGAGUAUAAAGCUUUCAAAGAGCUAGCUAACCUUUGGCAAGGAGAAAUUUUUGUAUAUAACCGUUGCAAUAAUACUCUUCCGAUCACAUGUUAGACUAGAUGUGAUGGGAUCGAAUGUGGAAAUACAACGGGCCUAUGUACAAUUUGUCCUCUUAGCCAACAGAUUAGCGCACACCGAUUCAUCUAUGCAAUAAACCCAGGAACCUGAUCUAGCAUCUAACAUGAUUCCAUGCAUGUAUGAGUAUGUUAGAACAUUUGUGGUAGCUAGCUAAUUAAGUGCCCAUUUACAAACUAGAAGUUUCAUACUGCACUGGAUCACAAAAUAUUCAAUUUAGAUUACCAUGAAUGGAUAAAGUUAGCAUGAA
Messenger RNA from Rosa chinensis, 1461 nucleotides. Its product is annotated as homeobox-leucine zipper protein ATHB-12. Gene Ontology annotation, biological process: positive regulation of DNA-templated transcription. Bases 148 to 879 code for a protein of 243 amino acids. Gene Ontology annotation, molecular function: sequence-specific DNA binding; DNA-binding transcription factor activity, RNA polymerase II-specific. The record is from RefSeq and is a predicted model, not a curated record. Lineage: Eukaryota; Viridiplantae; Streptophyta; Magnoliopsida; Rosales; Rosaceae. The transcript has 2 exons. Gene Ontology annotation, cellular component: nucleus.